This is a messenger RNA of Oncorhynchus keta (chum salmon), 2615 nucleotides long. Its product is annotated as catalase-like. The record is from RefSeq and is a predicted model, not a curated record. Gene Ontology annotation, biological process: hydrogen peroxide catabolic process; response to hydrogen peroxide. Lineage: Eukaryota; Metazoa; Chordata; Actinopteri; Salmoniformes; Salmonidae. Gene Ontology annotation, molecular function: heme binding; catalase activity. Bases 112 to 1683 code for a protein of 523 amino acids. Gene Ontology annotation, cellular component: mitochondrion; cytoplasm; peroxisome. The transcript has 11 exons.
AAUAGGAGUCGGGGAGAAAGCAGUAGGACUUUAAUCGUACCGGGGUUAAAUAGCACUCCGAAAUAUCAUCCCCCCCCCCAAGCAGUUGUGGUUUAAACUUUUUCAUUUAAGAUGGACGAGGAUAGAGGGAAAGCAAACGAUCAAAUGAAGUUAUGGAAAGAGGACCACAGCGUUAAGAGGCCAGACAACCUGACCACUGGGGCUGGUCACCCGAUAGGGGACAAGCUGAAUAUAAUAACAGCGGGUCCCCGGGGGCCCCUCCUAGUGCAGGACACCCCGUUCAUAGACGAGAUGGCCCACUUCGACCGCGAGCGCAUCCCAGAGAGGGUGGUACAUGCCAAGGGAGGCGGAGCUUUUGGGUACUUUGAGGUGACACAUGACAUCUCUCGCUACUGCAAGGCCAAGGUGUUUGAGCAUGUGGGCAAGACCACACCUGUGGCCAUUCGCUUCUCCACCGUGGCUGGGGAAUCGGGCUCAGCGGACACAGUGAGAGACCCACGUGGCUUUGCAGUCAAGUUCUACACUGACGAGGGCAACUGGGACCUUACUGGCAACAACACCCCCAUAUUCUUUAUCAGGGAUGCAAUGCUGUUCCCAUCCUUCAUCCACUCUCAGAAGCGCAACCCCCAGACUCACCUGAAGGACCCAGACAUGGUGUGGGACUUCUGGAGCCUGCGGCCUGAGUGUAUGCAUCAGGUGUCCUUCCUGUUCAGUGACCGUGGUCUGCCCGACGGCUUCCGCCACAUGAACGGCUACGGAUCCCACACCUUCAAGCUGGUGAACGCCGACAGUCAGCCCGUCUACUGCAAGUUCCACUACAAGACCAACCAGGGUAUCAAGAACAUGAAACCUGAGGACGCCGAGCGCCUGGCCUCCACCGACCCGGACUAUGCCAUUCGAGACCUUUACACCUCCAUCGCCAACGGCAAAUUCCCUUCCUGGUCAUUCUACAUCCAGAUCAUGACCUUUGACCAGGCCGAGAAGUUCCAGUGGAACCCCUUUGACCUGACCAAGGUGUGGUCUCACAAGGAGUACCCCCUCAUUCCGGUGGGGAGGUUGGUGCUCAACAGAAACCCUGCCAACUACUUUGCUGAGAUCGAGCAACUGGCCUUUGACCCCAGCAAUAUGCCCCCUGGCAUCGAGCCCAGCCCCGACAAGAUGCUGCAGGGGCGUCUGUUCUCCUACCCAGACACACACCGCCACCGGCUGGGAACCAACUACCUGCAGCUGCCCGUCAACUGCCCCUACAGAACCCGUGUGGCCAACUACCAGCGAGACGGGCCCAUGUGCAUGUUCGACAACCAGGCUGGCGCUCCCAACUACUUCCCCAACAGCUUCAGUGCUCCAGAGACCCAGCAACAGCACGUGGAGACCAGGUUUAAGGUGUCCCCAGAUGUGGGCCGCUACAACAGCGCUGACGACGAUGAUGUCACACAGGUGCGUACCUUCUUCACUGAGGUGCUGAAUGAGGAGGAGCGCCAGAGGCUCUGUCAGAACAUGGCUGGGGCCCUGAAGGGGGCCCAAGUCUUCAUCCAGAAACGCUGGAUUCAGAACCUGAUGGCUGUGCAUGCAGACUAUGGAAACGGGGUUCAGGCCCUACUCAACAACACUGAGCCCACGCAGGACACUGUGAGAGUGUACACUCGUGGCGGUGCCUCUGCCGUUGCUGCCUCCAAGAUGUGAUGCCUUAACUUCCACCUGGGGGCAGUUCUACCUGUUGCACUUACCAUCCGCUAUAGAAGAUCUUACUACAGGCUGUCAGUAAAUACUAUAGCUAAUUAAAUGGCAAACUAUCAUGAUUGUUUUUGUAAUUCCUCAGGCUACUUGCUGCACAGAUGACGAGAGACGGCAUUGCUGUCCGUCCUGUCCAUUUCUCCUAAGUUCACACAGAAAUUAAUAUGGUCAGACUGCAGCCCUAUGGGAGAAGAUCUGUCCACAUCAGUCAAAUACACUGGCGCUAUCUGAAAAGCCAUGCCUUUAUUCAGUUGUUUAUAGUAUAGUUUUCAUUCCAUUGUCCGUAGUGUUUCAUCUUUUUCCCAAUGACUUAUUGUUUGUGUAUCCAGGCCUCAUGUAUGCCCUGAUAGUUAGCUUAAUAAACAGGUAUGCGUUAGCUAGCCUAUAUGCACAAAAUAUGGCAUUUAAUCAAAAUUAAACAAACCACCAACGUUUUCAAAUAAGAUUCAUAAUUAUUUUAUAGUAUAUUCAGCUGUUUAAACUUCUGAGUUCUCUUAACAUUUUUCAGUGCUUAUGCCUACAUCAUAUUUCUUGGCUAUAUGAGAAAUGGUUUCAGGCCAUCGAUUAGUGCGAUUCACUAAAUGUUUUCUGUAGAUGCUCUGUACCAGAAUGAAUCACUGAAGAUAUGUCGUUUGAGUUUUGUCUGGGGAAUUAACAACCACCACUAUUUCCUGGGAAGAAAACUUAGUCGUUAUCUCUUCUCGCAAGCCUCCAGACUCGAUUGCUAUUUUGCGCCUUAUCGCUGUUAAUGUUUCUAUGUUAGGUAGCAUUCCUACUCAUAUCGCCUGUCUGAAGAAAAAUGAUUUGUUAUAUGAAUGUAAAAUUGUGAACUUUUUUUAACCACAAAAUGAGAUCGUAAUAAAUCAAAAGGUGAUGCUGUA